AUGAUGUCCCAGUCUCUCAGAGCUUCCCGCUCUCUCUUCACCCGCGUCUCUCGGCAACAGGUUUCUGUUGCCCGCCGCACUUUCCUGACCUCCGCCAUCCGUCAGGCCGACCCUGUUCAGGACCUGUACCUCCGUGAACUCCGCGCCUACAAGCCCACCCCCGUCAAGCCCGGUGACGCCGAUGCUCACGUCCAGAAGUUCACUCCUCCUGCCGCCCCCCAGUCCCCCGAGGAGGCCAACCUUGCCAGUGAGCUGAAGUCCUACGAGAGCCAGGAGGUUGAGGUUGAGGGCCAGGCCGCCGCUGGUGAGGCUGCCCCCGCUGAGGAGAGCUGGUUUGAGGAGGAUGAGGAGGAGACUCCCGCUGCCCACUAGGUUGCUUGUCUCGACGGCAAGAUAGAAGGAUAUCUCGGGGCUAAUGGGCAAACGUGAUGAGACCUGAUAUGAUGAGCUGUCUCCCGGUUGUUGAGUCUCCGAAAGUCACUUUGUAAAUUAAAACCUAUUUGGAGCAUAUGAAGUUCUUUUUCUUUCUGUG
This is a messenger RNA of Aspergillus homomorphus CBS 101889, 532 nucleotides long. Its product is annotated as ATP synthase subunit H. The coding region runs from base 1 to 372 and encodes 123 amino acids. Gene Ontology annotation, biological process: proton motive force-driven ATP synthesis. Lineage: Eukaryota; Fungi; Ascomycota; Eurotiomycetes; Eurotiales; Aspergillaceae. The transcript is spliced from 3 exons. The record is from RefSeq and is a predicted model, not a curated record.